Messenger RNA from Caenorhabditis briggsae, 288 nucleotides. RefSeq names its product Protein CBR-FLP-16 (gene Cbr-flp-16). The transcript is spliced from 2 exons. Bases 1 to 288 code for a protein of 95 amino acids. The record is from RefSeq and is a predicted model, not a curated record. Lineage: Eukaryota; Metazoa; Nematoda; Chromadorea; Rhabditida; Rhabditidae.
AUGUCGUUGUCCGGUUUCGAAUUCUCCUCGAUCAUCGCCGUCCUUCUGCUCCUCAUUCAGUUGUCUUCAGCGGCUGUUCUUCCAGUCGAUUACGCAUCCCAAUACGGAGUAGCUUCCGCUGAUGAGAUGACAGCACUUCCAGAAGAGGGAUCCCUGUUCGCCGAACGACCAGCAAAGAGAGCUCAAACCUUCGUUCGAUUCGGAAAAAGAGCACAGACGUUCGUGAGAUUUGGAAAGCGAGGACAGACUUUUGUACGAUUCGGACGGAGUGCUCCAUUCGAGCAGUAA